GCGGGACGGUGCAACAAGAAUACAUCCCCAAUUCAGCAUGCGGAAAUAUGGGUACUAUUUUUAGUUGAAUGUAGAGGCGUUCACUCUUAUCCAACAAAAACCAUGCCCAAAUUAAUCCAGAGAGAUCUAAUUAUAGAACUAGGUUGCUCCACGCACCGACAAGUAUAAAACUGGAUGAAUUCAAGCAAGCAUGUUUGGUUACGGUUCAAAAGUGUCGAGUCUUUGCUAGUUUUACACCAACAUAAGAAGCAAACAGAAUCAAUCUUCGUUAUUUGCAGAGAUGGAAGCUGGAGAUGUAACUCACCACAAGGAGAAAAAGGAUAAGGAACACACCGGCGAGGCCAAACCGGCAAAGGAAAAAAAGGACAAGAAAGAGAAGAAGGACAAGACCAAGGAGAAGAAGGAGAAGGUUGGGGAGGCGACUGAUGCGACCAAGCUGAGGGCAAAGCUAGAGAAGAUCGAUGUGAAGAUCGACGACUUAAAGGCGAAAAAGCAGGAGAUUGUGACACGGCUCCAGGAGCUCGAGGGCGCUGCUGCCAAUGUAGCAGCAGAGGCACCCGCGAGCGGAUGACUGGAUGAGGUUCCAACUUUCAAACAAGUUCGUAGAAAAUCAACACGA
Messenger RNA from Lolium rigidum, 619 nucleotides. RefSeq names its product protein PXR1-like. The record is from RefSeq and is a predicted model, not a curated record. Bases 281 to 571 code for a protein of 96 amino acids. The transcript is spliced from 3 exons. NCBI's taxonomy places the organism in Eukaryota, Viridiplantae, Streptophyta, Magnoliopsida, Poales, Poaceae.